ACGAUCUGCUCGGUCUGAACUUCUUUCUCGAACUGAAUAUUUUAAGACGACGUCUUAUUGGAAUAACUGAUUGCAAGGAUGAAGACCAAACUGUUUUUCCUUGGUUCUUUGUGUUUGCUUCUUUGCUGCAAUCUGCAGGAGAUCUUUGGCCUAGAAGAUCAGUCCUUCCCGCUAGACAUUGCUGAAGAAUCUGUUGAUGACAUGUACCGUAACUGUGAUACCAAGAUGGAAAAAAAGGUCAAGGAAGACUAUUUUAAAAAAGAAUCAAACAAUAAACUGUUUAGAGGAGUGUGGAAUAAAGCUGAAAAUUGUGCCCAAAACAACAUGAUAAAAAGAGAAAAAGAAGAUAAAAAACUAACAGAAUAUAAUAUGCAGGCAAUUUGUGUUUACACGGCUGGAGGACAGACAAACUUCUACCAGAUAUUCAAUCAAGCAGUUAGGAUCAUGAGAAGGAACUAUAGCUCAUCCUUUGAAUUUCAUUCCCUACAUUUCUGGCUGACCAGGGCUAUACAGAUACUAAAUACACCACAAUGUAAAACCACAUACCGCAGAACCAAAGCUGAGUUCACUGGUAACGUCAACCAAGAGAUGCGGUUUGGUGCUUUUACUUCUUCCUCUGAAUUAACUAACCUGACACAUUUUGGUAAAAAUACAUGCUUUAAAAUUCACACUUGUUAUGGUGCUAAUUUAAAAGCUUACCCAGUCCUGGGAAAUUAUGAGAAAGAAUGGCUUAUUCCUCCAUAUGAGAAGUUCAAAAUAACCAGCAAAGAUAAAGCAGAUGGACUCAGUGACUGUGACAGUGUUUUUACUUUGAAUAGUACUGGUAUCCUAAGCAACCUCAACUGCAGUCUAAUACGUUCAUAAUUUUUUUUCUUCAGCUAUGCCCAGUGGCGCCUCCAGAAAUGUUUCAUGGGGGGGGCAAGAUGGGGCCAUUAAACACCUUGGAGUGGCCACUGAAACUAAAAGCCAUGAUUUCAGGUUUUGAAUGUAGAAAUCAUAAAGGCUUCAGUAAACACCGACUCAUAUCUGGCUUUAUUGGGUGAUUCUUAAUGUUACGUCGCUGGCUGUGAUGAUCAUUUAAAAUAAACUGAUGUAAAUUUAAGCCAGUGGCUACUUCAAUAGAGGCAGUAAAUUUGACUUCAGCCAUCUCAAAAUGAACUAUUAGCUGGAAAUACUGUCUAAUUGAAACAUCUUUUUUUUAACCUGGUAGAGAGAUUAACAAGCCGAACUUAAUCCACAAAAAGAAAUUUGUCAAAAUGUUUGGAGGUGUUUGGAGAAACUUAUGUAAAAACUUGUAUUUAGGUUAAGAUGAAAUUGUCACUUCUGCUUCAGACAAGACAUUGACUGCUUAAAGCUUCUCUUUUAAACCAUUUUAACUGCUAAAAUGUUUGAAGACUUUAAGGUUAUUGCUUCUGCAACAAGAGGGAUUUUUACCUGCUGUUUUGCUUAUGUGUUAGCAUGGAUCCUGUACUUUGUUUUGAACGAAGUCAAUAAAAUGG
Molecule: messenger RNA, 1499 nt
Organism: Cyprinodon tularosa
Lineage: Eukaryota; Metazoa; Chordata; Actinopteri; Cyprinodontiformes; Cyprinodontidae
Product: erythroblast NAD(P)(+)--arginine ADP-ribosyltransferase-like
Exons: 3
Coding region: 79-864 (261 amino acids)
Molecular function (GO): NAD+-protein-arginine ADP-ribosyltransferase activity; NAD+ poly-ADP-ribosyltransferase activity
Source: RefSeq, a predicted model, not a curated record